Messenger RNA from Mollisia scopiformis, 752 nucleotides. RefSeq lists its product as uncharacterized. Lineage: Eukaryota; Fungi; Ascomycota; Leotiomycetes; Helotiales; Mollisiaceae. Bases 127 to 546 code for a protein of 139 amino acids. The record is from RefSeq and is a predicted model, not a curated record. The transcript has a single exon.
CCUUGAACGACUUCACAUGUCGACACCCGGCAGGGCCACCUCGUGGCAAAAUCGUGGCCGAGAGGACUGAAAUAUUGGGGGCACAAUAAGUGGUCCGCCGAAGCGAUUCUUGAUCAAUCACUCAAGAUGCAAGUAUACCUCAGCCCAGACCACGGUUUGCCGAGAGUUAUCAUAUCAAACAGACUCUCUGCGAUCCUGUUGAACCGUAACACCAGGCGGUCGACAGGGUCCCAGUCAGGGCAUAUUCCGCAUAAUCGACACCGACUAUUUUCACAUGAGGGAGGCCAAACGAAUGAGAGCUACAUGGACAGCGAUCUGAAGCAGAACACAGCAUUGCCUCCUCAAUCAUCAGCAGCGAGUGCUCCAGACACGCCUGUGGCUCCCGAUUGUCAUCCCGCGGGGCCGGUCAUCAAAAAAAGUAAGCAAUCUUUAUCAGAAUCCCUGCUAUCUUGUCGCUGCGGAGCGCCACCAACACCACCACCACCACCACAAACCCAUGAAGAAGCAGGAAAGCCUCAUAACCCACACCUGCUGCCCCAGGAAUAACAAGACAGCGUUCGCUGGUGCAGUGGUGAUCCAGCUUGAAGCCUUUCUGCAUAUUCCCCCGAAAAGCUCUUCACUUUUCUUUUGCUCUUUCCCAAAACCACACCCCGACCCCAUUCUGUUCAUGCACUGCGACUGCAAGGCCUUCUUUUGUCCGUACUGAACAAGGGACCCAUCGCCCCUCUGCAAGGCCUUUCAGAAAGUUCCAU